CUUUGAUAUCUGCUCCCUCCAGUCCAACCUGAAUGCUUAAAUACUAGUCCACGAAGCCAUAAGUGGAUAUUUCAUCGCCAACCAUCGUCCGAUAAUUAUCAGUCAUCAUGGCUUUCCAAGUUGCACCAAAAAUAAUCCUUUUUGCCAUGUUGAGCCUUGCCGCAUCCUCAUCGGUGAUCCAGCAACGGGACGCGGAAUGGGAAGCAAUGCUCAACGACAUCCUCACCAAGGACUUAGACUUGGACAACGCCAGUGCCAGAAAUAUUUCCGAAAACCUUCUUGUCACCCUGAUAUCAUCUCUUCUCUACAUUUACUUGAUUUUAACGGUGUACUAUCUCAUGCUGCUGGACAAUGAAGACCGCCUUGCACGUGUGAUUUCUUGGUUUGCGAAGUUUAUGAUUGUGUUAACGGUGGCCGUCUACAUAUUUUCCAAGUAUUUUCUUCCGAAGAGAGACAUGUUUGAGUCAAUCAAUCGACUUGCAGUUUGCCUGUUCACUUUAUCGACUUUACAGAUUGUCCAUUUGGGGGUGUGCUUGUACCGCUCCUAUUUUUCCUUCCCGAACAUUCCGGGAAUUAUAAAAAAAUACUGGAAGAAACUCCUGGUUUUGCUUGGAAAGAGAACUCCACCUCCUCCUCCUCAAAAUAUACUCGAACUUGAAGAUACCGCCGUUUAAUUUGUACAUAUAUUUUUUACUAAUUUUUAUAACAGUGUGAUAUUAUAUUACUCCUAGACUUAUAAAUGUGAUGAAGUUGUUUAAAAUGUUUUAUUAUUAUUAUUAUUAUUAUUAUUAUUAUUAAUAUCAAAAGUUGUGUUCCAAAAAAAAAAUAAUAAAAGGU
Messenger RNA from Tribolium madens (black flour beetle), 837 nucleotides. RefSeq lists its product as uncharacterized. The coding region runs from base 108 to 674 and encodes 188 amino acids. The record is from RefSeq and is a predicted model, not a curated record. The transcript is spliced from 3 exons. NCBI's taxonomy places the organism in Eukaryota, Metazoa, Arthropoda, Insecta, Coleoptera, Tenebrionidae.